AUGAGCUCCCGUUGGGGUAAUUUCAAAGAAAACGGCAACGUCCGUUCAGGAAGGAUACAUUUCGUCAAUAAAAUGGGCAAACUCGAGAAGUCUUUUGAUGCACAUAAAGGAGCAGCGCUUCAAGCGAGAUGGAGUCCUGAUGGAACCGGACUACUCAGCUGUGGAGAAGAUGGAGCAGUUAAGUUGUGGUCGAGAAAUGGAAUGCUUCGAUCUGUCAUCGCUCAGAUGCCUAGUCCCGUAUAUUGGUACUUUUAUACACAUCAAUAUUACACUUUAAGAUUAUAUUUACAGUCUCCUCCACUGAAAUGGAAAGCUCAUGAUGCUAUAGUUAUCUGCUGCGAUUGGAGUCUUGUUUCUGAGCACAUCGUUACUGGCGGAGAGGACUGCAAGUUCAAAAUUUGGGACAGAUUUGGCCGUAAUCUUUUUGCCUCGGUUGUAUGCGAUUUUCCAAUAUCUUCAGUGGCUUGGAGUCCCAAUGGUCAGUGUUUUGCUGUUGGAUCGCAAAAUAUUUUGCGACUGUGCGACAAAGCUGGGUGGCCUCAUUCACUGGAGAAAUUGGGCAGUGGCGGAUCUUUGCUGUCCUUAUGCUGGUUUGACGAUGCCACACAAUUAGUAGCUGGCAGUGGCAGUGGCCAGGUUAUCCAUGCCCAAAUAGUCGGAAGGACCGUCGAAAGUGGUGGACUCGAAGUCGUGCAAACGAAGAGAAACAUGCUAGAAGUCAGAGAUCUCAACGUAGAUCUUGCACAAGAAACUUUGGAGACAAGGGAUAGAAUAACACACACUUCCUUAGCCCACAAUCAGCUAAUUGUUGUAACCACAUCGCAGCUAUACAUCUACAGCUCGAAGAAUUGGAACACGCCAGUCAUCGUUGAUGUGAAAGAUAAGACCAUAGCCCUUGUCCAACAAGCCAGCAGACUUUUCCUUGUUUCUGAUGGUCAAACUGUUCUCGUAUUUAAUUAUGACGGUAGAAGCCUUUGUGAAGUCAAGGUGCCUGGAAACGGUACCAGCAACAUAAGUGAAAAGACCAUAGCUUUGUCGAAUGAUGUACUCGCCAUCAGAGAUCGAGGUGAAACAUCAACUAUCUGCUUUUUUGAUCCGACAUCCGGUAGAGCA
Messenger RNA from Cylicostephanus goldi, 1113 nucleotides. NCBI's taxonomy places the organism in Eukaryota, Metazoa, Nematoda, Chromadorea, Rhabditida, Strongylidae. The record is from the annotation of a GenBank genome assembly.